This is a messenger RNA of Triticum dicoccoides, 1562 nucleotides long. Its product is annotated as NAC domain-containing protein 92-like. The coding region runs from base 308 to 1243 and encodes 311 amino acids. Gene Ontology annotation, molecular function: DNA binding. The transcript is spliced from 3 exons. Gene Ontology annotation, biological process: regulation of DNA-templated transcription. The record is from RefSeq and is a predicted model, not a curated record. Lineage: Eukaryota; Viridiplantae; Streptophyta; Magnoliopsida; Poales; Poaceae.
AUACAAUUAUUCCUUCCGGUCCGGGCUCUGGCAUCUCCAAGCUAUAUAUUUCCUUCCUGCCAACCUCCCUAUCCCAACCUCAUUCAUACAAACUCAAGCUAUAGCAACAUAGAUAUAUGCCCUGCCUAAUCUCUGCUACCUAGAUACCUGCCUUAUACUUUCUCUCCUUCUCCACUAUCUUGCUAGCUCAAUUUGGUGCUGUACUGGAAGCGACAUCCAUAGAUUUCUAAGCCAUAUCUAUCCAUAGAUUGUAGAGAGAGUUUAGCAGGAGGAGGGUUCAUAGAGAAGAUAGUGCAUAGAUAUUUCCAUGGGGCUGCGGGACAUCGAGAUGACGCUGCCGCCGGGGUUCCGGUUCUACCCGAGCGACGAGGAGCUGGUGUGCCACUACCUGCUCAGCAAGGUGGCCAACCAGCGCCUCUCCGGAGGAGCCGCCGGGACCAUGGUGGAGGUCGAUCUGCACGUCCACGAGCCAUGGGAGCUGCCAGACGUGGCGAAGCUGACCACGAACGAGUGGUACUUCUUCAGCUUCCGUGACCGCAAGUAUACGACGGGGCUCCGCACCAACCGCGCCACCAGGUCCGGCUACUGGAAGGCCACCGGCAAGGACCGCGUCAUCCGCAGCCUGAGGUCGUCCUCUUCCCGCUCCGGUCAUGACGCCAUUGUCGGCAUGCGCAAGACCCUCGUCUUCUACCGCGGCCGCGCCCCCAACGGCAUCAAGACCUGCUGGGUCAUGCACGAGUUCCGUAUCGAGAACCCUCACUCCCCACCCAAGGAGGACUGGGUGCUGUGCAGAGUUUUCCACCAGAAGAAAGCCGACACGGAGUACGCCAUGGACGGCAAGCAGGAGCCCGGCGGCGGCGGCGUGGCUCACAAGGCUGCUGCCGUGAGCGGAUCCAACUACGUAAGCUCCUCGUCCUGCUACGAUCCGGAUCAGUAUCAGCACUCGCCUUCCGCGCCGUUCCCUUCCCUUGGCGCUGGCGGCCACCAUUACCAGAUCACGUCCUGUGAUCAUCACCACCCCGACGGUGCAGCAGGCGUCUUGCACAGCAAUGUGGACGCUUUCGCCGGCAUGCCGCAGCUGCUGAGCUACGAAACUACCCUCGACUUCAGCCAGCUACUCCAGGGCGGCGGCAGUGCAGCGGCGGGUUUGAGAGACGGCGCCGAUGAUCAGUGUGGCGGGGCGCUGAUGGAUCUAGGGCUGCAGGUGCAGGAGGCGCACUACAACUACAACAGCUUGAUGUAGAUGUAUAUAUAUGAUGUAGAUCGGUGGGUGAUGCAUGCCGCUAUACGUUAGUUGACACAAAUCGGUACGUUGACUCGUGUGCAACAAAUCAUAAGACCGGGGAAGUAGACAAGCUGAUCAUUGACCGGUACACCGGCUACGAUAAGACGCACACCCAACGGUACAGGUAUGGACAUUUGUUACAUAGUAUAUACGAAGCGCCACUCUUCAUACCGAUCUAAUAAACUUCAUCAUCUUUCUCGCAAAAAGAGAACUUCAUCUAAAAAAAUGAUCUGUAUAUUUCUGCUGCCAAGAAGAACUUAUUUCCUCUUGAAAGCUU